AAGCCAGAAAAAAACAAAAGGAGGGGGAUUAAAAGGAACCCAAAUUUCCCGGUUUCUUGAUUCGAUUGCAUAUGAGUGGAUCCAAGUAAUAUUCCACCAAAACUCUCCUAAGCAACCACCUCACCAUUCCUAUUUCUAAGGGAUACCCUCUUCUGGGCUUGAGUUGACUCUUUCUGUAUGGUUUUUACCAUCUCAGUUUGCGCCCUCCCAAGCUCUCUCUCUCUAUUUGCCUUCUGAAGAUCCGUCCUUAUUCCAUUAUUCCUUGAAUUGCUCAGCUUGCACUUGCAACACAAAUUGUGGAUGUAGUGAGACUGAGAUUGAUGAUACUACAAUUCUGAAGCAUUUAACUGUAAAUAUACAGUGAGACAUCUAUUGAACUAUGAGUGCGGGUUUAAAGAAAUCUUCUUCAAAUGGCUGCGAGAAGUCUCUUACAUCUGAAGAGCAGCAGUCAAAGAUUAAUGAGAUAAGAAGGUUGGUAGGACCAUUGCCUGAGAAGUUGGCCAUUUAUUGUUCUGAUGCAGCCAUUGCAAGAUAUUUAAGGGCACAGAAUUGGAAUGUCAAGAAGGCAACUAAAAUGCUUAAAGAGACCUUAAAAUGGAGAGCAGAAUACAAACCAGAAGAGAUUCGCUGGGAGGAGGUUGCUCAUGAAGCAGAGACGGGGAAGAUCUACAGAUCAAAUUAUGUAGACAAGCAUGGAAGAACGGUUCUUGUCAUGAGACCCAGUUGCCAGAACUCAAAAUCGACAAAAGGACAGAUUAGGUAUUUGGUUUAUUGCAUGGAGAAUGCAAUUGUAAAUCUUCCACCAGACCAGGAGCAGAUGGUCUGGUUGAUAGAUUUCAAUGGCUUCAACAUGUCACACAUAUCAGUGAAGUUGACAAGGGAAACAGCACAUGUUUUACAAGACCAUUAUCCAGAGCGCCUGGGUGUGGCAAUACUAUACAACCCUCCCAAGUUCUUUGAACCAUUCUGGACGGUGGUCAAACCGUUUUUAGAGGCCAAGACUCAGAACAAAGUAAAAUUUGCCUACUCUGAUGAUCUCAAUACCAAGAAAAUAGUGAAGGAUCUUUUUGAUAUGGAGAAGCUAGAGUCUGCAUUUGGCGGGAAUGAUGAUUCAGGUUUCGACGUUAAUAAGUAUGCCGAGAGGAUGAGGGAAGAUGACAAGAGGAUUCCCGCAUUUUGGACAAGGGAAAAUCCUCAAUCAGCAGCUCCACAACCUGCACCAACGUGUUCGGUUGAUUUGAGUUCUGUCAAUUUAAACUCUGAUUUUGAUGCUUCUGACAAUGACAAGGUAGACAGUUCCCUGAGUCAUGUUUCAGAUUCAGAAGGCCUCCCUCCCAAUAAAGGAGUCUUGGUUACUGAGGGCAGUGAUAAUGGCUCCAGGGAAGUUCAUUAGAUAAAGGAGGAUCGAAGCUUGAGCCUGUCUUGGCUGAGGUAAUAAGUUAUGAUGAUCUGACUGUAUGCGGCCUCGCUGACUGACUGCUUUUUUAGUUAGAAAUAUGAAUUUCCUUGGAUAAGAGCUUGUUUUUAUCCCUUUUAAGCCAACUCUUUGAUCUUCAUGAUUAGCUGAAAGUUCUUGCCUCGUGAGCUUGUUUUAACAUUUGACAAAAUAAAAUGUGGGUUCUUCAAAUAUGGA
Molecule: messenger RNA, 1633 nt
Organism: Theobroma cacao (cacao)
Lineage: Eukaryota; Viridiplantae; Streptophyta; Magnoliopsida; Malvales; Malvaceae
Product: Sec14p-like phosphatidylinositol transfer family protein
Molecular function (GO): phosphatidylinositol transfer activity
Source: RefSeq, a predicted model, not a curated record